AACCAGAACAAUAUUUGGCAACGUUCUGACACGUAAAAAUGGCUGUCCCGAAAACAGAUGUUAAUUUGACAGCUCUCUACUCAGAAUUAAACAAAUUCGGUAAAAAUGGAGAUUACAGCCGUGCAAUCAAAGUUGCCAAGAAAAUCUUGCAAGAGGCCCCAGAUGAAGUGAAUGCACAGAAUUGCUUGGUUGUGUGCUACAUUCAAGAGUCGGAUUUUAAGAAUGGAUUGUCUACAAUCAACAAGAAUGCUGCUCUUUCAGACUCUAUGACAUUUGAGAAAGCCUACUGCCUGUAUCGCUUAAACAGAACUCAGGAAUCACUUGCUGUGCUUAACAAGGAGAACAACCCUGAAGCGAAGCAUAAGGAACUGAAAGCUCAGGUUUUGUACCGCAUGGAAAGGUUUGUGGAAUGUCUUGAAUUGUACAAAGAUUUAAUCAAGAACACUCAGGAUGACUAUGAGGCAGAACGUGAAACAAACUUGUCUGCUGUUGUUGCUUCUCUUAGUCUUGAAGGAACAAAAACAAGCCUACCCAUGUCAAGAGAUGACAGCUACGAGUUAUCUUACAACGAAUCUAUUCGUUUGCUUGGUGAAGGUAAAAACGCUGAAGCUGAGGCCCAGUUACGUAAAGCUGAAACUCUUUGUAGAAAAAGCCUAGAAGAAGAUGGAGCUACUGAAGAAGAAAUUGAAGACGAAUUAGCUCUUAUACGAGUUCAGUUGGGCUAUGCAACUCAACUUCAGGGUCGUACAUCAGAGUCGCAGCAAAUGUAUCAGAUGGUGCUUAAGCAAAAACCCAGCGACGUAGCACUGUCCGCCAUCGCUUCCAACAAUAGCGCUGUGAUUAACGGUGCACAGAACAUCUUUGACUCUCGCCGAAAACUGAAAAUGACUCGCUCCACGGUCGAAGAAAAUGAAGCCAAAUUCACGACAAGGCAAAAACAGGCUCUUGCUGUUAACCAAUGUCUCUUCUUGGGAGCAACAUCUCAGGCUGAACAGUGCCGGAAGGCCAUUGAAGAACUGAAGAAGGAUUACCCCGAAGGAAUUAUCGAAGUGUUGUUGCUACAAGCGACCUUGGAAUUUAAAGCCAAUCGUUUGGAAGAAGCUUUAGCGACUUUAGCUUCUUCAAAACCCGAUUCUGCUCUGACAGCCGGAUUGGCGGCUUUGCAGUUGCUCUUAGAAAAACGCGAAUUCGAUCGAGCUAUCACCCAUCUUGAACAGCUGUUGAAACAACACUUUCGUCUCGGACUUCUGGGGAGCUUGGUGUCACUUCAUAGUGCUCGCGGACAACGUGAUAAGGCUAUAUCUUUGGUCAACGAGGCCCUCGAUAAAUUUAACAAAACAAAGGCUGACAAUCAGGUUAAGUUAUUGCGCCAAGCCGCAGCUUUUCAUUUGAAAGGUGGUGAGCCAGAGAAAGCCGCUGCAUGCCUGGAGCAGCUUUGGAAACUGGAUUCAAAUGACACGGCUACCUUAGCUCGACUUGUACUCCUCUAUUCGCAGUUUGAUCCAGCAACAGCCCAGAAGAAAAGCCAACAACUGCCGCCUCUUGCAUUAGAUGCGGGUGUUGGCGCUCUCGAUGUUGAUGCCUUAGAAUCAGCUACGUGGGCUCUUGGAUUGAAACAUGCUCGUAAAGGACCCCCAACUGGUGGACCUACAUCACCUGGAUCAAUUGGUUCUAAGAAGUUGGACGAGAAGGCGUUGGCUAAGAAGAAACUUAAGAAGCGCAAGAAGCUCCCCAAGCGUUAUGAUCCUAAGGUGACACCCGAUCCGGAGCGUUGGUUACCUCGCCGUGAAAGAUCCACGUAUCGCCCGAAGAAACAGAGGGAUCGCCGGUACCGUGAUGCCCGACCAGAUGUUGGCAAAGGAACUCAGGGUAGUUCCGCUGCUAUGCAGGAAGCUGAAAAUAAAUUUGACAUGUCCAACGUAAAAGCGUCGGCUAAACCUGCCGCAGCUGCAGCAUCCAGCCCAACAACCAAGUCCAUACCGGCUGCAACUUCACAGAGAUCGAAACCAGGACAAGGGCAAAAGAAAAAGAAGCGAAGUGGAAAGUUUUGAAUCAACAUUUUUUUCGAUGGACGUUUCACAACUUUUUGAUACAUUAACGUGUAUUAUACAAGCUGAAACCUGUCUCACAUUAAUAAAAAGGGAAAUUUCCAUGGUA
Molecule: messenger RNA, 2157 nt
Organism: Daphnia pulicaria
Lineage: Eukaryota; Metazoa; Arthropoda; Branchiopoda; Diplostraca; Daphniidae
Product: signal recognition particle subunit SRP72-like
Exons: 11
Coding region: 39-2051 (670 amino acids)
Biological process (GO): SRP-dependent cotranslational protein targeting to membrane
Cellular component (GO): signal recognition particle, endoplasmic reticulum targeting
Molecular function (GO): protein binding; ribosome binding; 7S RNA binding
Source: RefSeq, a predicted model, not a curated record